GUGCCGGAAUGAAAUCUGCAGGACAAGCUCAGUUCCUCCAGCAGUAGUAGAUUAUAUAAAAUUCACACAGAUACCUGCAUUCUUGGUUUUAUUUAGUGAGUCCUUUAUCAGUUUGAACCUCGGAAACUCCUGGAAGUCUUCUUUCUCAGCAACCCCGAAGCAAUGAUAUUUUCAAGCCCUCCAGGAAAGGAGUGUCCCAAACACUGGAGCUGGGGAGGCAUCGUGGCUUCCAGUCUCAUGGGAUUGCUUCUACUUCAGGCAGUGUCAUGGACAUCAGGUGCCCGUCCCUGCAUACCUAAAAGCUUUGGCUACAGUUCAGUGGUCUGUGUCUGCAAUGCCACAUACUGCGACUCUCUUGACCCCUUAACCCUCCCUGCCCCUGGUAACUUCAGCCGAUAUGAGAGUACACGAGGUGGACGUCGGAUGGAGAUGAGUAUGGGAACCAUCCAGGCCAAUCGCACGGGCACAGGACUUCUACUGACCCUGCAGCCAGAAGAGAAGUUCCAGAAAGUGAAAGGAUUUGGAGGGGCUAUGACAGAUGCUACUGCUCUCAACAUCCUUGCUUUGUCACCCUCUGCCCAGAAUUUGCUCCUGAAAUCAUACUUCUCUACAGAAGGAAUUGAAUAUAACAUCAUCCGGGUACCUAUGGCUAGCACUGACUUCUCUAUCAGCACUUACACCUAUGAUGACUCCCCUGAUGACUUCCAGCUGCACAACUUUAGCCUUUCAGAAGAAGACACCAAGCUCAAGAUACCCCUGAUUCACAGAGCCUUGAAAAUGACCCAGCGCCCCAUCUCCCUCUUCGCCAGUCCCUGGACAUCGCCUACUUGGCUCAAGACUAAUGGGGCAGUGAAUGGAAAGGGGACACUGAAGGGUCAGCCAGGGGAUAUCUACCACCAGACCUGGGCCAACUACUUUGUCAGGUUCCUAGAUGCCUAUGCUGCGUACAAGUUAAAAUUCUGGGCAGUGACGGCUGAGAAUGAACCUACUGCGGGGCUGAUUACUGGGUACCCUUUCCAAUGUCUGGGCUUUACUGCUGAACACCAGAGAGACUUCAUUGCCCAUGACCUGGGUCCAGCCCUUGCCAAUAGUACUCACCGCGAUGUCCUGUUGCUCAUGUUGGAUGACCAACGCUUGCUGCUCCCCAGAUGGGCAGAAGUGGUACUAAAAGACCCAGAGGCAGCUAAGUACGUUCAUGGCAUUGCUGUACACUGGUACCUGGACUUUCUGGCUCCAGCAAGAUCCACCCUGGGGGAAACACAUCGUCUGUUCCCCAAUACCAUGCUCUUCGCCUCUGAGGCCUGUGUGGGCUCCAAAUUCUGGGAGCAGAGUGUACGUCUGGGUUCCUGGGAUCGUGGGAUGCAGUACAGCCACAGCAUCAUCACGAACCUUCUCUACCACGUGUCUGGCUGGACAGACUGGAACCUUGCCCUGAACCCUGAAGGGGGACCCAACUGGGUCCGCAACUUUGUCGACAGUCCCAUCAUUGUGGACAUUGCCAAGGAUACGUUUUACAAACAGCCCAUGUUCUACCACCUUGGCCACUUCAGCAAGUUCAUUCCUGAAGACUCCCAGAGAGUGGGGCUUGUGGCCAGUGAGAAGAAUGACUUGGACACAGUGGCACUGAUACGACCUGAUGGUUCUGCAGUUGUGGUGGUGCUAAAUCGCUCUUCUAAGGAUGUACCUCUUACCAUCAGUGAUCCUGCUAUAGGAUUCCUGGAGACCGUCUCACCUGGGUAUUCCAUUCAUACCUACCUGUGGCGUCGCUAGUGAUGGAGCAGACACUCAAGCAGAUACCUGGGUUCAGCAUGGACAUUAAAAGGACAGUCAGCUCA
This is a messenger RNA of Dipodomys ordii (Ord's kangaroo rat), 1835 nucleotides long. It is a transcript of the gene Gba1, whose product is annotated as glucosidase, beta, acid. Bases 163 to 1770 code for a protein of 535 amino acids. The record is from RefSeq and is a predicted model, not a curated record. The transcript has 11 exons. NCBI's taxonomy places the organism in Eukaryota, Metazoa, Chordata, Mammalia, Rodentia, Heteromyidae. Gene Ontology annotation, molecular function: glucosylceramidase activity. Gene Ontology annotation, biological process: glucosylceramide catabolic process.